Molecule: messenger RNA, 7237 nt
Organism: Plodia interpunctella (Indianmeal moth)
Lineage: Eukaryota; Metazoa; Arthropoda; Insecta; Lepidoptera; Pyralidae
Gene: hzg
Product: herzog
Exons: 5
Coding region: 124-1002 (292 amino acids)
Molecular function (GO): RNA polymerase II CTD heptapeptide repeat phosphatase activity
Source: RefSeq, a predicted model, not a curated record
UUGGUAUUUGCCAAGAACCUGCCAUUUUGUAAGAUAGAAGGGAGAUAAAAAAUAGUUUUAUGGUGUUAAAAUUAAACAAAAACUCCGUUGCCAUUUUUAUUAAGGCCCAAAACAAAUGUUUAAAUGGACGCAUCGUCCAUUAUAACUCAGGUGUCUCGGGAUGACGAGCAAUUAAACAAUUAUGGAUCCGACAGAGGGUCAUCCCCUGGCGGGCAACAUAACGAUGGGGAUGGAACCCCAGUGGCAGGUUCGACCCCAUUGGGUAGUAAAAAGUCCAGUGGCGGCGGUGGAUUCUUGCGCUCAUUGCUAUGCUGUUGGCGUGGAGGCAGAGGGAAGGGACCUCCUGGAAACAGCACAAACAGCAUUGAUGGUCGUGCCUCACCUCCACUUCUGGUUAUGGCGGAACAUGCCCCCAGACCGCUGUUACCGCCAGUAAGACACCAGGAUACACAUAAAAUGUGUAUGGUGAUUGACCUUGAUGAAACAUUAGUGCACAGCUCCUUCAAGCCAAUAAACAACGCAGACUUCGUGGUCCCAGUGGAAAUAGACGGCGCGGUCCAUCAAGUGUAUGUGUUGAAGCGGCCGCAUGUCGACGAGUUCCUGCGGCGAUGCGGCGAGCUGUAUGAGUGCGUGUUAUUCACCGCAUCGCUCGCUAAAUACGCGGACCCUGUUGCUGACUUAUUGGAUAGAUGGGGUGUGUUCCGCGCUCGGCUUUUCCGCGACAGCUGCGUGUUCCACCGCGGGAACUACGUGAAGGACCUCAACAGCCUCGGCCGCGACCUGCGCCGUGUCGUCAUUGUGGACAACUCUCCCGCCUCCUACAUAUUCCACCCCGACAAUGCUGUACCUGUCGCGUCUUGGUUCGACGACAUGACAGAUUCAGAACUAUUAGACUUGAUACCGUUUUUCGAGAAACUUAGCAAGGUGGAUAGUGUUUACACAGUGUCGCGUAACUCCAAUCACCCGUACAACCCGACACAGAACAACUCGCCGCCGACAUAGCGCCCCCCCUCCCUCGCGCGGUCGCCCCGCCACCCCCCCGCCACACCUGUACAUAACCAAGAGUACGGACUCGACGUACUUAGUAAGGAAACUUGUUCGCUCGAGAACCCCGCUUCCCCCCCAACGACCUUUUUCGAAACGAUCGUCAAGAAAGGAGCGAACUUCGUCUUAAGUGCCAAUUUUGCCUUCUGGAUAGUAAGGACGUUAUUUGUACCUAUUUUACAUUUUAGGUAUCUCUUAGUGCGUAAGUCUGUAUGAUGGAUUUGUGAUUAUUUAACCUCUUAGCUAAGCUUGCGGCAAUGUAUGUGUGUUCUGUCGUUAUCAGAGAUGGGUUUACGCCCGGGCGUCAAAUUCAUCUAAGUCUGUGACAAGUUCUCUUUCGAAUUUUUUAUAUCAUGCUUGGGAUCAAAUAAAGUAAGUUAGGAUACCUUCGUCUGAAACGCUUUACGUAAUCAUUAACACGUUCUGCUAGGUAACAAUCAACACACGACAUGUUAUGCUAUCUCGUUCUUUUCACCCAAGUGAAAGCAUGUCUUUGUCACUCUCAUGAAACAGAAUGAGCGAUGAAGCGCAACACGUUUCAUGCCAAAUUUUGCCUAGUGGACACAUGCCUUUAUCGUAUCGAAGUUUUGCCGCAAGACCGGGAAUUGAUGGCAGUCCCUACACCGUAAAACCACUACUUUAGAAUAGUCCAUUCGGUAGAUUUGUGUCAUUAUUGCAAAUUCGAAAUCACGACUGGUGUUAAAUGUCCAUACACUAGCUUAGUGGAUUGUGUAAAUACUUUUUAUAAUAAACGACAGAAGGACGCUUGAAUCAUGGUCUAGAAUUAACGAAUACGGAUUAAUUAUAAUGUAUAUAUAUAUUUUAUAAUAAAUAUAAAUGGUAAGCGAUGGGAGAGUGGCAGAAAGUUUAGCACUUAAGGUGAAUAGGGUCCGCACUUCGGCUGAGGUUACGCCGUUUGAAGCAUAACUGUCGAAUUAUAUUUUUUUUAUUGCUUUACAAUGCGAUCACAGUCUAGAACAUUAUGUUCAUGCAGCCAAGUUCGAAAUUCAAAUCGGCGUAACGUCAGAAUUAAUUAUGUGUGCACAUGCAAAUAUUCUACACAUUAGUGUGUGAACGUUUAAAUGUUAACGAUUAUUUUCCGUAAUUUAUUGGUGACAAUAAAAAGUCAAUCGCGUCAGUGUCAUAUGAGUUUAGUGAAUUAAUGUUAAUUGUAUCACGGGUGGAUGUAGUACCUUGUUGGACUUGGCAUCUAUGUAUUGAUGUAUCGCUCUCCUAGAGAAGAAAUCUAAUUGCAAUAAUAGUAUUAAUAUACUUGGCGGUGGAAUUCUAAUGCGUGUUAAUCUAAAAUCGACUUUGUGUUCUUUGAAAUUACGUCGCGUUUUGUAAGUGUACGCACGUAUAUCUGAUACCGAUUCUAGCAAAUUAAUUUAUAUUCUUCUGCAGGGAAAUUGCUUACUUUGCAUUUUGACGACCUCGGUGGCGCAGUGGUAAGGUUCUUGCCACUCAUCCGAGAGGUUCCGGGUUCGAUCCGGGGUCAUGAUGGAAAAAUAUCUUUUUCUGAUUGGCCCGGCUCUUGGAUGUUUAUCUAUAUAUAUAUUUGUCAUAAAAUAUAGUAUCGUUGAGUUAGUAUCCCAUAACACAAGUCUCGAACUUUGGGGCUAGCUCAAUCUGUGUGAUUUGUCCUAAUAUAUAUAUUUAUUUUUUUAAACAUGAAAAUUUAAAAUCUGAAUCUUCUCUCGAAGAGCGUUGUUAAAUAGGCUGCACAUAAUUUAAUGAUAAUUAUCAUCUCAGUAUUAUACUAGUUUUAUAGUGUUUGAUGCCAUCAUAUACAGAUUCUACUAUGUGCAGGUUCUACUGUAAAGUGUUCUUUUCUAUACUAAUAUUGGAUGUAAAGAUUUUACCUUGGAGUUAACACGAUAGUCAAUGCUGUAAUGAUAUCAACUGUAAUUAAAUAUUUAUGAAGUAUGACAGCGCCAUGUACAUUCACAGAGUAAAGGUUAUAAUUAUGAAUAUUUUUUUUAGUGUUGCAAUAUGGUUGCUGCCUGGGUAUAAAAUAAAAUGUAUAAAUGUGUUCGAUUAACCAAAACGUCACUUUAAUCGAUCAAUUUUGUUUUAUUGAAUGAUAUAGUUUUUUUUAAUAUCAAGAAAUGUGACCUGUCAUUAAAGCCCCAUAAAAAUCGCUUUAGACAUUUGGAAAAAGUAUCUGACUUAGUGGCAACUGCCCUAUUGCACUAAAUAGUUGAGACGUGGUUGUGGUUGUGUUAUAAUUAAUAAAAUCAUUGGUCACGUAGUAGCGAUAAGUUCCCAUGCAAGAUUUCUCGCGUGACCUAUCUAUUUAUCAUGUUUCAUGAGUUCUCGUUUAGAUAUGUAAAUGUGACUGCUAAAGUAGUAGUAUGUUUAACUCUUGCACUGAUGUGAACUAAGCUUGAGUUUUGGAUAUACCACGUUUGUAUAUAGCAAUUGAAAUGUUCUGUGAAUGUAAAAUGUGUUGCCAUAAUUUCUCCAGUUUAACGAAAGCGUUUGAAGAAAGUCUUAAAACCAUCAUUCUUAAAAGCAAAAUUCAAAAUUAUACCUAACGGAUUUAUAUAAUAAUUAAUUAGGUAAUAUGAAAUGGUGCUUUCAGUAUUAGUUAAGCAACUCGAAAGAUUGACUGUUAAGGAAACUAUAGCACUCUUAACGCACAUUGGACUCCAAUUGGUUAAAAAAAUUUCGACAUUUUCAUACAAACUGAAUGUAAGAAUAAUUUGUACUUUUAUAUAAUCGGUAUACACAUCUUCACCUUGGCUUGACGAUGCCAUCUUAUUUAUUGUUUUAAUUGCUUAGCAAAAAGGUUUUAUUUGUUUUCUUUUUUUAUAAACAAUAUCGAUUUAUUAUUGUUUGGUAAUAGACGUGUAAAUAAGAUUUUUAUUAACUUAAAGCUCGAUUUAAAUAUUCGAUACGACGCAAUGUUUUGGUAGUGUACAUGUUAGUUGUUAUUUAGUGACUACGCCGGUGUAUGUACAUACCCUUAUAUACGUAUAUUUUAUAGUUGUAUGUUAACGCUAGAUUACCCGGCUCCAUACAUUAGACAUAGUACGAAUAUGUUUACCGGCUGGUAAUCCACAAACAAUUUAGGAGGGCAUUGUUUAACAUACACUAAAGUCUAUUUUUAGGAGAUAAAUAAUUAAAAUUAAAAUAUUUUAUACAUAUAUUCCUAACGUCGCCUACUAUUUUAUUUAUAUACGAGAAGUUAUGAAUGGGCUUAUUAUUAUAACUAUAUACUUAUAUAAUUUGCAUUGGUCAGAUGUAGUAAUUACACUUAUGAACUUUAUUAAAGGGCAAUAUGAAAUUAAUAAUAAUUUUAUCGAUUUUUAAUUUUUGUAUGUUUUGUAAUUUUUUAUUCUUUUCCCGGCGUCUGCAGUCGUGGUUAAUAAAUUAUUAUAAUUGUAUUUGUAACGUGACUAAAAUUAAAGGCCGCUGCACUCUUUUAGCGAAUAUUUCCAACAUACUUGUUAAGCUUAGAUAUGGCCAAUAAAUCCUAAUAUUCAUUUUCUUAGAAAACAUUCAGUCUUAUCUUCCAUUUUCAAAUAAUAAAAUCUGAUAGAAUCGCGACCACCACACUAUACAAACGGGACUAAGCAAUCGAUUACUAGAGCACGGUCUUCAAAUAUUGCUUCACACAUUCCUUCCAAAUUUGACAUCCGGGGGCUUGUAAUAAUGUGUACUAAUUGGGUUAUAAGUAUAUUUAUUUCGCACCAAUUUAUUAGUAGAAUCAAUAUUGGGAGAUCGUGUGUGCAAGUACUUGGGCCUGUUAGCACGCAAUACGUAUUUUUCUCAGCUUUUGCGAUGUGGAUUACUAGGUUCCCAUAGACCAUAUUAGACAGCAUUUAUUUGUAAGCAUUAACAUGUAGCGUAGGAUGUUAUAGUAAUAUAUACGUUGAUUUCUUUAGUUGUAAGCAUUCUGUUGUUUAAUGACGCGUUAUUUUUAAACAUCUGUAACUUAGGCUUGUAAGCGAUACACCUGUGACUCUUAGACGUGUAUUCUAUUUUUAACUUGACUAUAGAAAUCGUCCAACAGUGUUAUUUAGGUAAUAUUGUUAUUAUUAUUUGAAAUUGUAUUGCAUGCAAUAAAAUUUGAUUGAUAUUUUCUAAUAUCUUAUUGUAUUAAUGGAAUAUAAUAAAUUUAUUUUAUGUCUAACAUUACCUAACUAGCGAGUUUCGGGUAUAAGUUGUUGUGUCAUUAAUUUGAUAUUUUUUUGUAUUGUAUUUUAGUAUCUGUAACGUUUUACGGGGAGAUGUAAUGUACGCAAUAAUUUAAUAUACUUAUUGUUCUUUUUCUCUUGUCUUGUUCAGAUGUCGGUGCUUUUGACGAAUUUAUUCGACAAUUGAUGGAACACGCUGUUUUCACUGUAAGUGUCAUACCCCAUUGCUUAGUUAUAGCUUCGUUGUUUUCUAUAGGUUUUGACACUGACGAUAUAAUUUUCGCGUUGAUCAGUAAACAGGACGGAGUACGACGCCGCGUAACGGAGCGAUGUGGCAUGGCUCUUAGUCUGCACUAAUAUAAAAAAAUAAUAGGACUAUUGUAUCUUCAUAAAAGUACGAUAUUCUUUAAGUAUAAAAUAGAUGCGUGUUCCAUCAAAUGUAUAGUCCAAUUAAAUUGCUUGUUGAUUUUAUAAUCAAAUAUGAGUUGAAAUUGUCACUUCCCCUACACCUCCCUAGCUCGCAGUUCUUAAUUUGAUUGUAAACAAAGUACAAAUACAAUAGCGUGGCUCGUGUACUUGCGAACAAAAAUAUUAAAAUAUAAUUUCUAAAAUGUAAGGUUGUGCUUAUGCUGUACUACAUAUCUUUCACUUGCAAAAUCCACGAUCGGAUAAAGGAAAUUCUUGCCUAUAGGAGAUAAAAGUUCUAAAAUACUCUCGAUUUUUAUAAAUUUAACAUUCAUAGCUAGCUAGCUACCCACCUGUCGAUCGUUCAGAAUUUUUCCUCUGUGACGGCUAUGAGAUUCAGUUAUGAUAGUAUAAAUUCAACUCUAUGCGUAUGUCAUCAAGAGUUUUUUUACUCUUGUCUCAGCUGUCAGAGGACAAUUCAUGAACUGAAUAUGAAUAUUUCACUGCCUUUGCACCAAUUUAGUCGUGGUUGGACCGUGUAAGAACGAUAAUUGUAUAAUUUGAACCUCUUAUAAGUAAAUACACUACUUACGGCCUUUUGUAGCUAAUUUUUAUCUUCCUUCCUUCGAAAGACUCAAUUUUCGUUCUUAUAUCUCCAACCAUUUCAGGGGAGCUACCAUGAAAUAUAAAACACGUAGUUCGCCAUUCCUUCGUUUUCUUUUUUCACGACGGGUACACAAUGUGGGAAAAAGAGACAGAAUGUGGAUGUACUAACGUGGUACGUGUUUGUAUGUUUCGUGGUAGGACUCCUAAGCUCACUUCAGGGUCUUUGAUGUCUAACAGUGUCCAGUGUCCAUUGUAUGGAUAUAUAUCAAUUAGUAUUAAAAGAUCUAUGUCUUGCAAUCAACUUGAAAUUUUACUAACACCUUAGGGUAAGAAAUAAUAUUAAAAGCCAUAACUUUUAUUCACCAAAUCUGUUUUGAUUCAAAGCCUCAUAUUGAUGUAGAUUAUCAAGCUACAAUAAAUUAAUUUAUUACAAUAAAAAAAAGUUUAAAUUUGCUUUGGCAGCUCUCUUGAUUUCAAAAAUAAUGAACGAUAUAAGCGCCGUUUGUUUGAUCUGAAUGUAAAUGACGGACUAAUUCAAGUGAAAUUUUAAGUAGAACGAAUUUUACAACACUUGUUCAUAUCUCGCUUUCUGAUCAUAUUUGAUCUUUAAUGCGUUUGGAGUAGGAUCAUAUAACUAUGUCAAUUUGUUACAGCAUUCGUUUUUUGACAGGUGUAUUUGCGUAAUGAAGGAAAAAACCUCUCGAAAAACUUACCAAUUGCAAUAAAAAACAUUGCACCUGUCAAAAAAUUAAGUAAUUUGAUUUUUCCAGAGUCGGAAUAUUGUAGAUAUCAUGUACAGCAUUACAGGACGGUAUUAUGAAUUUGUACCUAUCAAAUAAUAGGCAAGUGAGAGGACUAUAAUUAUUAUAUUUAUGAUGUGUAAUAGCCAUGAAAAAUAGGAAAAAAAUCACGUGAGUAGCUAGGUAACAUUUACCUGUGACGAAAUUUAUAUAAUGGUGUACAUUUUUGAUAUGAUGUUGUACAAAAGAGAAAUUUGGUAUGUUAUUUUAUAGGAAUGAAUAAAUAGCCUUAAUAAACAA